GGCUUAGCUUUGGGACAACAGCGCGCGGACCAGGAGAAAGAAAUGGCUCCCGGUAAAGCUCAUAUUGGUAAGCCAGUUCCAGCCUUCCAGGCCACAGCAGUGGUGGAUGGAGCCAUUAGGGAAAUAAAGUUGUCGGACUGCAAAGGCAAAUAUGUGGUUCUUUUCUUCUACCCCCUGGAUUUCACCUUCGUCUGUCCCACAGAGAUCAUAGCUUUCAGUGAUCGAGUUGAAGAGUUCCGCAAGAUCAACUGUGAGGUUAUUGCUGCCUCUGUUGACUCUCAGUUCACCCAUUUGGCCUGGAUCAAUACAGCAAGAAAGGAAGGGGGCUUGGGAUCUGCAAAUAUUCCACUUGUGGCAGACAUCAACCACAAUAUUUGCAAGGACUAUGGAGUGCUCAAGGAGGAGGAUGGCACUGCAUACAGAGGCCUGUUCAUAAUUGAUGACAAAGGCAUCACAGUGAAUGGCCUACCUGAGGGGCGUUCUGUGGAUGAGACACUUCGCCUGGUACACGCUUUCCAGUUCACAGACCAGCAUGGUGAAGUGUGCCCAGCUGGCUGGCAACCUGGCGGUGACACCAUCAAGCCCACAGUGAAGGACAGUAAGGCCUUCUUCGCCAAGCAGCAGUAGAGGUGUCUUGCUGAACAAAUCUGGUCUAACGUGAAGGGA
Molecule: messenger RNA, 666 nt
Organism: Lacerta agilis (Sand lizard)
Lineage: Eukaryota; Metazoa; Chordata; Lepidosauria; Squamata; Lacertidae
Product: peroxiredoxin-2-like
Biological process (GO): leukocyte activation; removal of superoxide radicals; response to oxidative stress
Cellular component (GO): cytosol
Molecular function (GO): thioredoxin peroxidase activity
Source: RefSeq, a predicted model, not a curated record